AUGGCGUCGGGACUUAUCGGUCGGAUUGACCCAUAUAACAGCGAUGAGGAAGACUGGCCAACCUAUGUUGAACGCUUAGAACAAUAUUUUGAGGCCAACAACAUCGCUAAUGAGAGGAAAGUUUCAGCACUAAUCAGCUUGAUUGGUAGCAAAACGUAUACACUUCUCAAGAAUCUCACUGCACCUGAGAAGCCAUCGUCAAAACCGUAUGCUGAACUCAUAAAAAUCUUGACAGCACAUCUUGCACCUAGACCCCUGGUCAUCGCAGAACGUUUUCGUUUUCACAAACGCGAUCAAAAGGAGGGAGAACGUGUCAGCACUUAUUUGGCUGGACUUAGAAAACUAGCUGAACAUUGUCAGUUUGGAGAUUACCUGAACGAGGCACUUCGUGACAGAUUCGUCUGUGGCUUGCGGGCAGGCAGCAUUCAGAAACGACUGCUUGCAGAGGAUAAACUGACACUGAAAAGGGCAACUGAAAUUGCCACAGCGAUGGAAACUGCAGCGAGAGAUGCCAUCGAACUUCACCAGCAGACAACUUCAAGUUCUGCUGUACACACUGUAGCACGACGCAAACAAUCAUCAUGCUACAGGUGUGGCAGAUCAGGACAUUCUGCCGACAGUUGCAGAUUUAAAGAUGCAACAUGCCAUUCAUGUGGAAAACAGGGCCACAUAGCACCAGCCUGCCGCUCCAAACCUCGUCCCCAGGGUAGGCCUAAUAGACCACAGAAAAAGCCCUACAAGCCUCAACCCAAUCAGAAAGGGAAGGUGAAAACUAUGGAGGAAAUUCCAGACACCGAUAACGAGGACGACAACAUUCUGAUUGCCAGGAUGAACAUUCACAAUGUGGGUCAUAAUCGGUGUGACAUGAGCACAGCUAUCUGGGUCACGCUCCACAUUAACGACCGUCCAGUAAAGAUGGAGGUGGACACGGGGUCAGCCAUUACAUUGCUAUCUAUGGCUGACUAUCAGAAAUUCUUCCCUGGAGAACAGUUGCAGCCGACAAAGAUCAAACUGCAGACAUACACAGGAGAACAGAUUUCUCCGGCAGGACUCCUGAAUGCCAAAGUUCGCUACAACAAUCAGGAGCACAAUGGGAAGAUGUACAUCAUCAAAGGCAACAGUGCACCACUUCUUGGCAGAGACUGGCUAGCUCAUAUCAAGUUAGACUGGCCAAAAUUGUUCGCCAUGACAACCGCUCAACCCCCCAAAAUUGGCAACACUGAAGAAAAGCUGGACGCCAUGCUGAGUGAGUACCCAGAGCUCUUUCAAGAGGAGAUCGGGGAACUCAAAGGCAUUACUGGGAAGCUCAACGUACGCAACAAUGCACAACCGGUAUUUGUGAAAACCAGGCAAGUUCCGUACGCUCUACGACCCAAAGUGGAAGCAGAACUGACAAAGCUCGAACGUCAGGGCAUCAUUUCGUCAGUAGAAUCCAGUGAUUGGGCAACACCCAUUGUCCCCGUGCCAAAACCAAACGGGGGCGUACGCAUUUGUGGAGAUUUUAAGGUGACGGUCAACCCUAACCUUAACAUGGAACGUUAUCCGCUACCGCGAGUGGAGGAUGUCUUCGCUAAUCUCUCCGGCGGCCAAAGAUACAGCAAGCUUGAUUUGCGCCAAGCGUACUUGCACAUGGUCAUCGAUGCGGAGUCCAGAAAGUUGCUGACUAUCAACACGCAUAAGGGUCUGUUCGUCUACAACAGACUACCCUUUGGCAUUGCGUCUGCACCAGCCAUGUGGCAGAGAAGCAUGGAGCAGGUACUCCAAGGCAUACCUGGAGUCCAGUGCAUCUUGGAUGACAUGAUCAUCACAGGCCGCAAUGAUGAAGAACACCUCAGCAAUCUGAGAAGGGUCCUUGACGUGCUGAAGGCCCGUGGACUGCGCUUGAACAAAGCGAAAUGCGAAUUCUUCAAGCGAAAAGUGGUCUUCUGUGGGCAUGAGAUAACCCAUGAAGGCCUGAACAAAACCCAAGACAAGGUUCAUGCCGUCAAAAAUGCUCCACGACCAACCAAUGUGAGCCAAUUGCGUUCGUUCCUGGGCCUGGUAAACUACUACCACCGGUUCCUACCCAAUUUGUCGACUGAGCUACAUCCACUGAAUGAGCUCCUGCAAAAGAACCACAAGUGGGUGUGGACCCCUACUUGUGAGAAGGCGUUCGAGAAGGCCAAGUCCUUGAUCACAGCAGAUGAGGUCUUGACACACUAUGACCCAGACCUUCCAGUGAAACUUGCGUGUGACGCCUCACCCUAUGGUCUUGGCGCUGUUAUGUCACAUGUCAUGCCUGAUGGUUCAGAACGCCCUGUCGCCUACGCAUCACGUACACUGACGACUGCAGAACGCAAUUACUCUCAAAUUGACAAGGAGGCACUCGCGUUGGUGUGGGGAGUGAAGAAGUUCAAUCUGUACCUAUGUGGACGGAAAUUCACCCUGGUGACAGAUCACCAACCACUUACCUCUAUCUUCAAUCCCUCGAAGAGCACUCCUUCAACUGCUGCUGCACGACUUGCGAGGUAUGCGAUUUUCCUUGGUAGUCAUGAUUACACCAUCGAAUACAAAAACACUGCUAAGCACUGCAAUGCUGACGGGCUAUCCAGAUUACCCUUGGGCGAGACUGUGUCUGAACCAGCGGAUCCUGAUGACAUACUCCAGGUGUCCCAACUAGAGACACUACCUGUCUCCAGUAGCGACGUUCGCAAAGAAACAGCCAGUGACAUUACGCUUGCCAAGGUGUACGAUUACACCAUGAGAGGAUGGCCUUCAGACACCGAUCCAAGCCUAGCAGCAUACCACAGUCGCAGAAACGAAAUCACAGUGCACGACAACUGCUUGAUGUGGGGACUUCGUGUCAUAGUCCCUGGCAAACUGCGUGCACAAGUCCUAGCGGAGCUACACGAGGGUCAUCUCGGAGUAGUCAAGAUGAAAUCUCUCUCUCGAGGUUUUGCUUGGUGGCCGGGAAUUGACCAUGACAUUGAGCAACUAGCCAAAGAAUGCUCUGGUUGCCAGAAAACCCAACGUAACCCAACUCUGGCCCCACUUCAUACCUGGGAAUGGCCUGCGAAACCGUGGCAGAGAAUACACGUCGACUACGCUGGCCCAUUCUUGGGACAGAUGUUCCUGGUAGUUGUGGAUGCGCAUUCAAAAUGGCCAGAAGUGAUCCAGACUACCACUGCGACAUCAAGCCAGACCAUUGACAUCCUAAGGGGCAUAUUCGCACAACAUGGUGUCCCUGAGCAACUUGUUAGCGACAAUGGUCCCCAGUUCAAGUCAGAGGAGUUCGAAACCUUCCUGAAACGCAAUGGGGUGAAGCACAUAACUUCAGCUCCUUACCACCCAGCGACAAAUGGACUUGCCGAGCCCUUCGUCCAAACCUUCAAGAAUGGACUCAAAUCGAUGGAAGGGGAGAAAGGACACAUCGACCAACUUCUUGAUGUCGACACUGGGAAGCCCUUCUUCUUCAACCAGCAGCCAGAUCCUGUACCCCCAUUUGUCCCUGAUAUCAGUGACCAGAUGACUCCCAAUCGUCCAGUACCUACUUCACCAACACAUACACCUACCGACAUCCAGCCCAGCGCAGAACAACCAUCUGUUGUACCCGAGACAGCAACAGAACCACCUAGAACUGAGAGACGCUACCCCCAGAGGAAGCGGAAACCACCGGAUAGACUGGAUCUCUAA
Patiria miniata (bat star) is the source of this 3672-nucleotide messenger RNA. RefSeq lists its product as uncharacterized. The transcript is spliced from 2 exons. Gene Ontology annotation, biological process: proteolysis; DNA integration. The record is from RefSeq and is a predicted model, not a curated record. The coding region runs from base 1 to 3672 and encodes 1223 amino acids. Lineage: Eukaryota; Metazoa; Echinodermata; Asteroidea; Valvatida; Asterinidae. Gene Ontology annotation, molecular function: zinc ion binding; aspartic-type endopeptidase activity; nucleic acid binding.